AAGAAUGACACCCACGUUUACCAACGCGAAAGAUUGAAUGAAACAACGUACACGUAUGGAUCAGAUAUGCUUCACAAGGUUAAUCUUUAUACCGGCUGAUAUGAAAAAGUUGAUCACGUGGUCGUAGGGCUUGAUAGAAAAUUCCACUCUCCAGGUACAAUUUUCCAAAGAGCAAGACUCUUUUCAAUCUCAGCUCCAAAAUCAGACGUUAUCGUGCAAGAGCAGUGUUUCACACCUCGUAUCAGUUAUCAACAAAGACGUCAAUCUUUACCGCGCCGGGGAUUUUUUGGCUCUAAUUUGGCCUGGCUGGAGUUUGGCUCAAGUGAUGCGGGGGCGGGCUCAAGUAAUGCGUCAGCGGCUGACUUCAACCAGGCUUCUCUCUGAAGAAACAUGGCGGACGUUAGUGGAGUGUUUCUGAAUACUGUUCGUGGUGCGCUUGUAGUCGCAGAAGCUGAAAUUUCGGGCAAAGAUGGUCAAAUUAAUAACAUAAGCGAAGCCCUAGAUGAUAUAAGAGGGUUGUUGGCACCAGUUUCGGUUCGACACUUCAAUAACCGAACCGGUUUUAAGCACAUCGUGGGAGAUUAUUUCCCAAUGUUUCAAAGGCAAGCCAUGGAUUGGCUUAAGACAUUUCAGCGACAAAUGUCUCCACGAUGUUCCGUCAAACACGCCUGGCAGGUAGUUGUGAAGGAAAAACUGCACAGAGAGCUUUUUCAAAUUUUAGAAGCUAUUGUUUCGCGGAAAAAUUUCGAAGUUAUAGCUGACCGAACACGAAAGAACUGUGUGUUUGCUUUCACCUCUCGUAACAGAGUGAGAAAGGUAUUUUCUGAUUGUACUGAUCAAAAUCUGAGUAAAAAUACCUUUUUGAAAAGAAAAAUUAAAGGUAACAAGCGCGUAGAAGCAAUCAUAAGUUCGGAAAAACAAUUUGGAAUAAAAUAUUCCUACAAAAAAGAAUUAAUCACCAUUGAUUUUCAUUAUGGCUACUGGAAUGAGCAUGACUGGCCGCAGCAUGUGUAAAGUGAACAGCAACUACGAUCACUCCUUUUAGUCUGAUAUAUUUAAUAUACUUUUUUAGAUCUGCAAUGUAUAUUUUUUAUUUUUCAUUUAUAACAUACACAUUGCUAUAAUUAUUUUUAAUAUUUCAAAAUUUAUGUUCUCUUUUGAGAAGGAACUCAAAGACAGCUAGAUAUACAUAUAUCUUUUUAAAAUUUUGUAGUCAACUAUUAUAAUUGU
This is a messenger RNA of Pocillopora verrucosa, 1230 nucleotides long. RefSeq lists its product as uncharacterized. The record is from RefSeq and is a predicted model, not a curated record. NCBI's taxonomy places the organism in Eukaryota, Metazoa, Cnidaria, Anthozoa, Scleractinia, Pocilloporidae.